This is a messenger RNA of Trichoderma asperellum CBS 433.97, 1038 nucleotides long. NCBI's taxonomy places the organism in Eukaryota, Fungi, Ascomycota, Sordariomycetes, Hypocreales, Hypocreaceae. The record is from RefSeq and is a predicted model, not a curated record.
AAAAAUAGAAGAGAAAAACAGAAAUACAGGUCAAAAACAAAGGAAACUCCUCUGCUUCACCGGCACGAUGAAGCAUCUCAUCCUAAUCGGAGCCUGCUACCUAGAUACCAUCUUGAGCGUACCGCACUGCCCAGAAGAAGACGAAAAGCUACGAGCAUCGAGCCUCUGCAUUCGCCGAGGAGGCAACUGUCCCAACUCACUCGAGGUGCUGCAGCAGCUCGUCCAGCCUCAACAAGAUGCUGUCCGCAUGUACUUGAUAUCGCCUCUGCCAAGCAAAUUAUCGCCGGCUACGCAGCGCAUUAAGGCUUCAUUUGGUGAGUCGUCACCCGUGAGCCUUGAGCACAGUCUUUACCGAGAGACGCACACGGAAGCCGCCAGCAGUUACAUCAUCCGUAGCGAGCAGACGGGAAGCCGUACGCUCGUAAACUACAAUGACCUACCAGAAAUGACAAUCGGCGAGUUCCAGGCAGUCGUGCGGAAAUUCAGCCCCGACGACGAGACCUGGUGGCACUUUGAAGGCCGCAUUCCGCAUACUACGUUAGAGUGCGUCCGCACGCUGCGUGAUAAGCUCCCAAACGCGCAAAUCAGCGUCGAAGUCGAGAAGCCAGGGAGGGACGGUCUUCGCGCGCUCGCUGCCGAAGCCAAUGUCGUCUUCUAUUCUAAGUCCUGGGCAGAGAGCUCUGGUCAUGGGUCUGCCGAAUCGUGCCUCAUGAGCGAGAAGCAGCGGAAAGCAUCCCUUGCCUUCUGCACUUGGGGUGCAGGGGGAGCCGCCAUGUGCCAGUUCCCCAAACAACAGGUCGUCCACUGUCCCGUGGAAAGCCGCGCAAAGUCCGUUACUGUCGUCGAGUAGGUUACAUCCGGCGAGGGUCAUUUCAUUGCCCUUUUCCCUUUUCCCUUCUUUUUUCCCGUGCCGUCCUCCCCAUUUGGCUGGAUAUGAUUGCCACGACUCAACCUGGCUAGUCUUUUGCGCAUACCACGGCUAGCAACACAGAGCGGCAUUGAAGCACCGCAGCAGCUGACACGUCUUCGUCUAGCUCG